AUGUUAGAGCCACUAGACGCGGCAAACUUACCGAUUUCGGUCAGCUUACCUUCUGGCUGCUUGGAUACUCCUGUGAUGAGCUUUUCUGAGCUUUUAGAGCAGCCGAUGAGCUACGACUUUCUCCCAAACAAUUCUCUCGAUUCUGGCCGGGAAAGUUUCACAUCAACAGGAUCGGCUCAAUCGUCUCCUACAUCACCUCUUACAUCUCCGGCGGAGCAAACUGCCUCUCCUACCCUUCCAGAAGCUCAAGUUUCUCUCAGUCAACAGCAAACUCCAGCGACAUCUUCAGCUCAAAGCCAUUAUCCGCAGGAAUUUUAUCCUCAAUACGUUCCACAGCCUGAUGUCUAUCUCUACCCACAAUCAUAUCUCCCCGUUCAAAAUCAACAGUACCAGCAAUAUCACCCGGAAAUGACUACCAACUACAGCAAUACGGCCGCUUUUUACCCACAGAUUCCAAAGUCAACUCAACUCGCUCCUGAACAAGGCUUUACUGGAAACUUCAGCAGUCAUUUGCCAUCAAAUGUCCCUCCACCUGGUACACGUCUUUCGAGGAAAUCUCCGAAAAAGAAGAAGAAAAAGGAUCCUAACGAGCCAAGCAGACCUGUUUCCGCAUACGCCUUAUUUUUCAGAGAAACACAAUCGCUCAUCAAAGGCCAGAAACCCGAAGCAACUUUCGGCGAAAUCUCAAAAAUCGUGGCGUCGAUGUGGGACGCACUCGGGGAUGAAGAAAAGACGGUCUACAAGCAGAAAACCGAAAACGCGAAAAGAAACUAUCUCCGCGAGCUGGCAUCCUACCGAGCAUCCCUGGUUUCAACAUCCAACGGCCAACAACAACAACACUCAGUCCGGGCGAAGCCUUACUGA
Messenger RNA from Oikopleura dioica, 864 nucleotides. The record is from the annotation of a GenBank genome assembly. NCBI's taxonomy places the organism in Eukaryota, Metazoa, Chordata, Appendicularia, Copelata, Oikopleuridae.